This is a messenger RNA of Lacerta agilis (Sand lizard), 4029 nucleotides long. It is a transcript of the gene OSBPL7, whose product is annotated as oxysterol binding protein like 7. Gene Ontology annotation, molecular function: cholesterol binding. The record is from RefSeq and is a predicted model, not a curated record. NCBI's taxonomy places the organism in Eukaryota, Metazoa, Chordata, Lepidosauria, Squamata, Lacertidae. Gene Ontology annotation, cellular component: plasma membrane; perinuclear endoplasmic reticulum; cytosol. The transcript has 23 exons. The coding region runs from base 385 to 3075 and encodes 896 amino acids.
CACGGAGACAGAAGACCAGCCGGCUUCCACCCGGUCCUCCAAGAGGCAGGGCGGCAGAGGCGAGCCAAGCGCAGCAAAGCUGCAAAAGGUGGAUUAACUAAAGAGCACCACCAGCGAGAGGGCUGGCUGCUAGCGAUUUAGCUUGGCAGCUGCUUCCUGAUUCCGGUUUGCAGCAGCAGCAGCAGCAACAAACAGCCGUUGCUGCAGGAAUUGGAAAACGGAGAGUCCAGAGAGACGGGAGGCGAAAGCAAGCAAGCAUCGUGCAGCUGCCCUUCUGAAUGUGAUGCUCAGUAAAGGAGGGCAAGGUUCUGACCGACAGCGGCAUCUCUGACCCUUCCUUGGCAUCCAGAGGGGGCAUUGGCCAAGGAGACGGACUGCACAGGAAUGGGUAGCCAUGAGAAGGACCCAUCUUCUCCCAAGAGGGCUCCGCCCCCCUCUCGCUCCAACAGCACUGUGUCUUCCAAGCACAGCAUUGCACGGCAGGGUUCUGAAAGCUGGGAGGUGGUGGAUGAGCUGCGGAUGCAGAGCGGGGCCAUUCAGGAGCCAGAGAGGCAGGAGGGCUACCUGUUGAAGAAGCGAAAAUGGCCCCUGAAGGGCUGGCACAAGCGCUAUUUUGUUUUGGAAGAUGGGAUUUUGAAAUACGCCACCACACGCCAAGAUGUCUUGAAGGGGAAGCUUCACGGCUCUGUUGACGUCCGCCUGUCUGUCAUGUCGGUCAACAAGAAGGCGCAGCGCGUAGAUCUGGACACAGAAGAGAACAUAUAUCAUCUCAAGAUUAAAUCCCAGGAACUCUUCAAUAACUGGGUGGCCAAGCUCUGCUCACACCGCCAAGUGCAGAAGUUGGAUGCCUCCCAAAGGCAGUACCUGACAAGUAGCCAUGGUGGAAGAGCCUCGCAUCCUACACAGGCCUGCAGCUCACGGCACCGCAUUCUGAUGUCUGAGAGUGCCCCUGCCUUGUCUUCCCUGGCUGGCCCUCGAGACAAGCUGAAUUCUUGGCUGAGCGACAGCAAAGGCCUGGACAGGUGCUCAGCAGAACUCUCUGAAUGUCAGGGGAAACUACAAGAGCUCAACCGGAUGCUGCAGAGUUUGGAGACCCUGCACCGCAUUCCAUCUGCUCCCCUCAUCUCCAAUAGUCAGACCUCAGCAGGCACGGAGAGACCCAGGAAAGGGAAGAGAUCCACCCGCAUCUGGUGCACUCAGAGUUUUGCAAAAGACGACACGAUAGGCAGGGUGGGGCGUCUGCAUGGCUCUGUGCCCAACCUUUCGAGAUACUUGGAAUCCUGUCAGAACCAAGCCAUCUUUAGCCUCCCUCCGGAAUACAGCCAGCUGCAGAGAAGUUUCUGGAUUUUAGCUCAGAAAGUUCAUGGCUCCCUCAGCAGCGUGCUGGCCGUGCUGACAACGGAGCGAGACCGUCUCCAAGAACUGCAGCGGACGCUUGAUCUGCAACGCUCCACUAUGUCUUCCGCGCAGGGUGGUCGUGGGGGUGGCAUCGGCAUGGCAGCAGCUGGGACACUGGACAAUAUGGAAUGUAUCCGCCGUUUCCAUUCUCUCUCCAUCUCCUCGGACACAACCCUGGACUCCUUUGCCUCAUUCAACCCUGAUGAGCCGGAUGCCCUGUUGGUUAAAGGUCAGGAGCAGCAGCUCUCCAAUCGCAGCAUCGUGUCUCUCUCUGACUCGCACACGGAGUUCUUCGAUGCCUGCGAGGUUUUCCUGUCGGCCAGCUCAUCUGAGAACGAGGCCACAGAUGACGAGUCCUGCAUCAGCGAGGUGACUAACAGCAUCUUGGAGGAAGCCACAGACAUAGCGGGAGGACCAGGGCGUUGUCACAAAGGCCCAGGCGCCAUGCCCUGUGUUGGGGACACCUCUGAGAUGAGCCUCAGCCUGCCAGUGCCUCUCCCUUUGUACCUCCCUGGGCCGGGCCCCGGGAUCAUCCGACGGAACUGCCUCCCGGCCUCCCACGUCCACGCCAGCGACGUCAGCGUCUGGAACAUCCUCCGCAACAACAUCGGCAAGGAUCUCUCCAAGGUCUCCAUGCCGGUUCAGCUGAACGAGCCCCUCAACACGCUGCAGCGCCUCUGCGAAGAGCUUGAGUACAGUGCCCUGCUGGAUGCGGCCAGCCGCAACCUGGACCCCUGUGAAAGACUGGUCUGCAUGGCUGCCUUCGCUGUAUCGGCUUAUGCCUCAACGUAUUACCGUGCCGGCAGCAAGCCGUUCAACCCUGUGCUUGGAGAAACAUAUGAGUGCAUCCGGCCAGACAAGGGCUUUCGUUUCGUAAGUGAACAGGUCUGCCACCAUCCUCCUGUUUCGGCUUGCCACGCAGAGUCUGACAACUUCGUAUUCUGGCAAGACAUGAAGUGGAAAAAUAAAUUCUGGGGCAAAUCCUUGGAGAUAAUCCCCGUGGGUACAGUGAACGUCCAGCUUCCCAGGUUUGGGGAUCACUACGAAUGGAACAAGGUGACUUCCUGCAUCCACAAUAUCUUGAGUGGGCAGCGCUGGAUCGAGCACUACGGCGAGGUGCUGAUCCGGAACACAAGAGACAGCACUUACCACUGCAAGAUCACCUUCUGUAAAGCGCGGUACUGGGGUUCCGGGGUGAACGAGGUGCAGGGCGCCAUUUUCAGCCAUAGCGGCAAGGUUAUCCACCGGCUCUUCGGGAAGUGGCACGACGGGUUGUAUCGCGGCGUGGCCCCUGUCGGCAAGUGCAUCUGGAGGCCCAACCCCAUGCCUCGAGACUUCGAGAAGAACUAUGGUUUCACUCAGUUUGCCUUGGAGCUCAACGAGUUAACGCCGGAGCUCAAGCGCCUCCUUCCCUCCACAGAUACACGCCUGAGGCCUGACCAAAGGUACCUAGAAGAGGGAAAUGUGCAGGCUGCAGAGUCACAGAAGCGGCGAAUCGAACAGUUGCAGCGAGACCGGCGUCGGGUGAUGGAAGAUAACAACAUUCUUCAUCAGGCGCGCUUCUUCAGGCGGCAAGUGGAUGCAAAUGGCAAAGAAUCCUGGUUAACCAACAGCAGCUACUGGAAGCUGAGGGCGGAGCCUGGCUUCAGCAAUAUGGACAGCGCCGUCUUGUGGUAGCAGUUAGCAACCGCGGGAGCCUGCCCGCCAUCUCCCAAAGCAGGGGAGGGGGGGUAGGAGACCAGCCAGCAAGGACCCCCUGCUAGAUAAGCACAAAGGUGAUCAAGGCAUGCAAUCCUGGGAUUACCAGCACCUCUUGAAGCGGAGGGACGCCUUUCGGUGUUGCGCCAUGCACUUCCAAAGCAGCCCUACCCCCCUCGCACACUUGAGGGAGGCGACUGUGGUCCAUCUCACCUCCUCAAAACUGCUGCCUGCUGGCUAGGCAGACCUUGGUGUGGAGCCUUGGGUUGCUGCGGAUGCCGACAGGAAGCACUUUAACACCCGCCGAGCCGCAAAUCGGCUCCGGGGCAGAAGCAGCGGGGCCAGCAAGACUGGCCCCCCCCCCAAGCAACUUGAAAAUGGGAAACCGCUCUUUAAAUUUUCGAAGGCUGCCUUUUGCUCAGAUAACAGCGGCAAAUAUAUGCUCCUGCGUGGAGUGGUUGUUUGCACAGUGAAGCCUGGAUACUGGACGUUUUGGGUCCUUCUGACUACCUAGCAAUUCCCUUCUGGGGGGUGGCUGGUCGUGCCCUCCCUCCCCUCCUGUUUUUUUGGUUGUUUUCAAGUCGCUCCUGGUGGUUGUUCUGAAGUAAAUCCUGGCCUAGGUUAGGAAUUCCUGCUCCGGGAGCAGAUUAUAAUAUGUGACGCUGUGGUAGCCCUCUGAGGCAACUCUUUCUCCCCGCAAGGCGGCUGUAGGACGGGAAUUGGGUUAAUGUUGUUCUGAGCCAGAGAUGCCUGGUAUGGCGGAGACUCCAGGACUUUUUCCCAUGCCUUAAGGAAGUCCUCUGAGUUCUGGGCCGCUGUUGGGGCUUAUAGCAUUGAAUCAGGACAUUGUGUGUAUGUGUGUUUUGUUUCCCUUCAUCACCCCAUCUCUGGUAUCUCCUUCCCUAUUUGCUAGGAUUGUAAGCCGUUCUCCUC